AACGUGAUCAAGUACCUGGACUCCUUCAUCGAGGACAACGAGCUCAACAUCUUGCUGGAGCUGGCGGAUGCCGGCGACCUCUCUCAGAUGAUCAAGCACUUUAAGAAGAAGAGGCGGCUCAUCCCAGAGAGGACAAUAUGGAAAUAUUUUGUCCAGCUGUGCAGUGCCCUGGAGCACAUGCACUCCCGUAGAGUCAUGCACCGCGACAUCAAGCCAGCCAACGUGUUCAUCACUGCUACAGGAGAGGUGAAGCUGGGAGACCUGGGACUGGGACGCUUCUUCAGCUCCAAGACUACCGCCGCACACUCCCUAGUUGGGACACCGUACUACAUGUCUCCAGAGAGGAUCCACGAGGGUGGCUACAACUUCAAGUCAGACAUCUGGUCCCUGGGAUGCCUUCUCUAUGAGAUGGCUGCGUUGCAGAGUCCAUUCUAUGGGGACAAGAUGAACCUCCUCUCUCUGUGCCAAAAGAUUGAGCAGUGUGACUACCCUCCACUACCACCUGACCACUACUCUGAGAAGUUGCGAGACUUGGUCAGCAUGUGCAUCAAGCCCGACCCGGGCCAGCGCCCUGACAUCGUGUUUGUUCUGCAGAUCGCCAAACAGAUGCAGCUGUGGACCUCCAGCACCUGUGCCCCCCCCCCCCCCCCCUCCACUUACCUCCUCAGUCCUCCGUGUGGACCCCCAUCCUGACUGAACCACAGACCACCAGACCCACUGCCAACCUGCCUGGCUUGGUCUCACUAGGACCAGGUUGUUUAACUCGCGUCUCAGAAAUCGAGGAACUGAUGAAACGAUCGAGAGACUUUGGCAUGACUGGACUGACUUUUUCUUUAUCUUCAAAUGAGGACUUAGACUUUAUGCCGCGUUCACGUCGCGUCGGAAACUCGGGACCUCCGAGUUAAUUGUAUAGAACUUCCUAUAGGUUGAUUCUGAUACCUCCCAAGUGGGGAAAUUCGGGAUCUGACUCUUCCGCCUAGGUUAACGAGUCGCAAAUUUCCAACAUUAUGUGAACGCGGUUUAAGUCCAGUUGUUUUUGUCCUCAAUGACCUGGGGAGUCGCUUCGACGGUGGUCAUGGUGAUUUCUGUUUUUAGACUGUGUUGCGGUGAUUCCGACAGAAGGUGACAGCAUCUUGUCUGGCCUCUUCGCUAACAGGAGAGCUCUGUCACACAAUGAUGUCAGAGGGUUCUCUUAUCAGCUAGGCAGGGGUUGCAUUCCAAAUAGAUCCUGUCUUUUUCAGGUAAACCGUAUGAAUUGAAGGCCUAAAUAGAAAUCUCUUUCAGUGCUGUUUAUUUUUCUGCCUUACACACAUUUAACAUUGUUUAGAAAUAAUUAUUUUUUUAAUGUUGCUUUAAAUACCUCUGAUCUGUAUUUUGCAUUCUUGUGUAGUGUCGUUUGUGAUCCUAAGGCAUUCAGUUAAGUGGACUUUGUUUCAUAAUUAACCAUAAGAUAUAUGCAAAAUAUUUGAGUCAGCGUUAGGUCCUCCCAGGUCACACCUCGUGAGUUCUCUGCAACACGAGGCGCUUGCUACAACCACCAAGUAACACUGGUUUGAAAUGGACUUCAGGACUUGAUAACGUCUCCCUUUUCAAGGACCUCAAAUGGCAUAAUGUAGAACAUUGUCAAGGCUUAUGGACUGAGCUUUGUAAAACUUUAGACUAGGUUUUUCAACAACAAAAAGUUAUUUGCAGGAAACUGCCUGGGUGAAGGGUGUUAUGCUGUUGCUUGACACCCAUGCCAUAUUGUAAUUGCGUGUAUAGAUCAUAACUGCAGUUGACUGUACACUGAUGACUUCGUUCAGAGAAGGGUUUUAAUUUGAGAUGUACUGUGAAAUGAUUUACAUUAUGUAGAAACAGCAAGAAGAACAGUUACAAUUGUGCUGUAGAAACAUUUAGAAAAUGUUUUUGCCUUGACAGCACUAAGCGGCAGAUAGACGCUAGAUUAAGAGGGUAAGUGAUUGAGUCAAAGUUUACUAGUUUAGAAGACUGCAAAAACCUCAGUACUAAUAUUUUAGCAAUUCUAUUAUAUGUGCUUGUAAAAGAGCGUUCAAUCUAGAGCGUUCAAUCUAGAGCGUUCAAUGACUAUUCUUUGUAAUGAUUUUUCACUCAAAAGUAUUGUGUGUAGGCUAUGGUUUUAUUUUGUAAUUGUACUUUCCUGUGGGGAUUUGACAUGAUUUUGUGGAAUCACGUUCAAGUGUUUCCCUUUUUGCAUUUUGUAGUAGUUAAAAGAUUUAUAAAAUAUUAAUUCUUAUACUCUUA
Salvelinus sp. IW2-2015 is the source of this 2259-nucleotide messenger RNA. Its product is annotated as serine/threonine-protein kinase Nek6. The record is from RefSeq and is a predicted model, not a curated record. NCBI's taxonomy places the organism in Eukaryota, Metazoa, Chordata, Actinopteri, Salmoniformes, Salmonidae. Gene Ontology annotation, cellular component: cytosol. Gene Ontology annotation, molecular function: protein serine/threonine kinase activity; ATP binding. Gene Ontology annotation, biological process: chromosome segregation; regulation of mitotic metaphase/anaphase transition; positive regulation of canonical NF-kappaB signal transduction.